Molecule: messenger RNA, 729 nt
Organism: Physella acuta
Lineage: Eukaryota; Metazoa; Mollusca; Gastropoda; Physidae
Source: RefSeq, a predicted model, not a curated record
GCAGAUUUCCGUUCAGUGAAACUUUGUUUUGACGUUGGCAUCACAAGAACAGGACAGUUUUUUUAUUAGUCGGUGACUUGAUCCUGCCUGGAGAAUGUCUUUACUGCGUCAAGCCAUAGCUCAAGCCAGUUUGGUGUACAAGGCUUUCUCCGCGAGGGUGGGGCAGAAGAUGGCGGCGUCUGCUGUCCAGCCGCAGAUAAGAUCGUCCUCGCGACAGUCUAAAGAGCAGUAUAAACAGGAACGCAUAGAAAGGUUGAGGAAGGAAAUGAGGAACCGCCUGAGGGAUCUCGAGAAUGAUAUGAAUCUGAUCGAGUCUCACAAAGACACGUUAGAAGUAUACCCAAAUAACGAAAACGCGAUAAAGAUGAUCAGAAUAGCACAGAGACGAGUGAGUCACACACGUAGCGUCAUGGCUGAGAUACAAAAAGAGCUCACGAAUCUAGGAGCCUAAGGUUAACUGCAAGGAACAUAACGCUCAAUAGAAAAACUUGACCAAAACUUUUUCAACGCGCUGGGCUAAUGUUUAAAUAAAUGCCAAUCAAACGAUUUUAAAAACAAAACGGUGUAUUGAUGCGGUAUUUUGAAUUUUUUAAAGGAAAAGUUGGUUUACAAAACAUCAGUAACUUGAUGCAUUAAUGAUUUGGACAUUUCUAUUUUAAAAUAUAGCUCGCUUAAUUGUUUCAGUACAUCUGAUCUGCUCAUGCUCCUGCAAUAAAAUGUAAACAGCAA